This is a messenger RNA of Schistosoma turkestanicum, 1863 nucleotides long. Lineage: Eukaryota; Metazoa; Platyhelminthes; Trematoda; Strigeidida; Schistosomatidae. The record is from the annotation of a GenBank genome assembly.
AUGAAAAUUAUAUCAAUCAAUUCAAGUUGUUAUUUUUUAAUUAUCUUAUUUUAUAAAUUCUUUUAUAUUGGAAUUUUAUCUAGUCAAGUUUAUUCAGACAAUCAGUCAUACGGUGGAGCUCAGUUAAAAAUUGAAUGGGAUUAUAAUAAUCCUGCAUCGCUAUUGGAGAAUGGACAAGUUUGUGAUCGUGUUGGAGGAAAAGAAUGUGAUGUUUACUUCACAUUAUGUUUAAAAAAUGCAGCAUCAGUUACAAAUAAUAUAGACAAAUGUCAUCUACUUCAGCAUACCACAAGAGUAUUCGAUAAUGCUGGUUAUUUAGAAUUUCGUGGAGCUGAUGGAAUUGAGAUUUUUGUACCACAACCUGUUCCAAAUGAAUACACCUUUACUUUGGGUAUAUUGGAACAAGAUAUUUUUGGUUCGGUUGAAUUGAUUGGUACAUUGGUAGCCAAUCAUUUCUCAUUAUUUCCAACAAACAAUUGGACUAAUAUAAAAAUUACCAGAGAUAAUGAUCAAUAUAAAAAUACCAUUUAUGUUAACGUACGAAUGCGGUUACGUUGCUUGCAAAACUACUUUGGUAAACAUUGUCAAGUUUUUUGUAAACCCGAACCAUAUCGAUAUACUUGCAGUUCAGAUGGUUCAUAUAUUUGUUUACCAGGGCUUCGAGGACCAAAAUGUGAUAAAGAGGAUUCGUGUUACUUUGAGCCAUGUGCUGAUCAUGCUACAUGUGUAAAUAAGGAUGACGAGACUGGACGAAUCUGUUUAUGUGGUGGAAAAGAAAAACCAGAAUGUUAUCCCAAUUACAAUCCAUGUGAUUCAAAACCUUGUCAAAAUGGUGGCGAAUGUCAAUUAGCUGGACAUUUUAAUGAAAGUUUCAAAUGUCACUGCACUGAACAAUGGAAAGGUCAUAAAUGCACUGAAAGACGUUCAGCAUGUUUGGAGGAGGCAGCAAAGAUUCAGCGUAAUGACAGUCAUUUGUCCAUUGACCAUUUCAGCAAUUCGACUGAAGUAACUUCUGUCUGUUUAAAUGGUGGUACAUGUUUUGACCAUCCAAUAAAAUUUGAGGUUCGCUGUGUAUGUUUACCUGGUUGGAUGGGACUUAGAUGUGAAAUACCUGUAGAAGAAGAGGCAUCAAGAGUGAACUGGAUAUUAUUCACACUUAUGGGGGUCGGAAUUAUUUUGUUCAUCAUGGUCAUUGUACUUACAAUAGGAGUUAUUUGGAAAUGUUUCAUCAAAAAACGUAAAGUUCAAUAUCCAAAUAAACAUGAUGAACCUGUUGUACUAUUUCAUAAUCCUCGAAUUUCAACACAAUCGAAUUUUGGUAGUUCAUGUCCACUGAAUCAACAUUUUAUGAAUAUCACCUAUGAAGAUACAUCAACUAUUCCACCAUUAAUUAAAAAACCAUCAAAUGGUGCUUAUAGUAAACAAUUAGAUCCAAGUCCAAUACCUGAUGAAUAUGAUGAAUGUGAUCCAUUAGGUUUAAUAUACUCUGGUGCUGGAAUUUAUGAGACUGGAUUUCCACCAGAUGAAGAUAUUGACAAUAAAGAUGAUGAUCAAUUAGCAUCAAUCAAAAAAUCGUCUGAUCCUCCUCCUUUACCUAAUCGAACAGCAACAAUAUAUAAUGGUUCCGCAUCAUCAACAACUCCAAUGAUUUACGACUCCAAUCAUCCAGCCGAUCAUCAAAGAUCAUCACCAUCUCCAUCAAAUUCAAGUAGAUUUACAAAUAAUUUCAAUGAUUCCACUAUAUAUCGAUCUAUUAGGAAUACUGAUAUUGUUGUACCGAAUGUGUCAGUGCUUAAUAAUUCACCUAGUUUUAACAAUCAACCAAAGAUUUAUAGACGAACUUCCAGUGUUUGUGAUGCAUAA